CCGCCGCGUUGAAAACAUCUUUGUUCUAGAGGCCAGCGAGACCCUGACUUCUUGUUAACGAGCAGUUGGCAGUGUUCGUGCGGAUUUUCGCGGUCCAGGUCCCAACCGAAAGUGAAAAGAAAGCUUGGCAAGGCCAUACAAAGAGGAUUAAGACCGGGGCGAGCUGCAGGAAUAAUUGUGGCAUUGUUUGCCAGCACCUUUUAUAAGGUGUUUGACUGUCACGCCGCCGGAAAGUCGGGAGGCCGGGAGUCGUUUGUGUGUCGGCAUGCGUGCCAGUCAUUUGCAUAAAUUGGCCAUCUAACUCGAGUCCUUUUUUUGCCGGUUGUGAAUGCGAGUUUGCCAAACAUUCCGAGAGCCGAAAAACAAGCUAAGUUCUUCGCGUGAGCAUUUAAAUAGCCCUGCUACGAUGGCGGGCUCAAGCGCUCUGCGGCCCGUUCUGCUGGCUGUGCUGGUGGUACUCCAGAUUUCCGUGGCAACCGUGGGUGGAGCCGCCACUGCUGGGGUAGUCCUCAGCGAUGUGAACAACAUGUUGCGUGACGCUAAGGUAAUGACCUCGGAGAAGCCCCUCGCGCACCCCAAACCGGAAACAGAAGCGCCGGAGUCCAGCGUGGAGCUUCUGCGCUUUGUCGAGGAUGACGAGGACGGCGAGGACCUCAGCUCCGUGGAAGCCCCGUGGAACGACAGCCGAAUGGCCGACCAGGUGCGCCUGCUGACCAAGCAGCUCAACGCCCUCAUGCUGCGGCGCCGCGAGGAUUACGAGAUGCUGGAGCACAAUCUGCGCAAAUCCCUGCGGCUCACCAACAAUGCGGCCAGCGUGGAUGCCGACUUGCGCAGCGAACUGAACCAGCUCAGGGAGGAGGUGGCUUCGCUGCGCUCCUCGCAGAGUGGCAACAAGGAGCGGCUGACCGUCGAGUGGCUGCAGCAGAGCAUCUCCGAGAUCCGCAAGCAGCUGGUGGAUCUGCAAAGGACGGCCGGCAACGUGGCCAGGGACGUUCAGCAGCGCAGCUCUUCCUUCGAAGACCUGGCCACCAUCCGCAGUGACUACCAGCAGCUCCAGCUGGAGCUGGCCGCCCAGCGGGAGCGCCAGCAGCAAACGGAGGUCUACGUCCAGGAGCUCCGCGAGGAGGUGCUCCAGCAGGAACAGGACUUCCAGCACGCCCUCGUCAGGCUGCAGAAGAGCACCCGCACGGGUGGCAGCUCGGCCAGCGUGGAGGAGGAGAGCAGCAGCCAGGAAGCCAGUCAGGAGCCCACUGUACUAGAAUCCACUGCUGAUCACAGGCGACGUCAUUGUCGUUUCCAGAGCGAGCAGAUCCACCAGUUGCAGAUGGCUCAGCGCAACCUGCGCCGCCAGGUGAACGGACUGCGGUUCCACCACAUCGACGAGCGAGUCCGGAGCCUCGAGGUUGAACAACACCGCAUCGCCAAUGCCAACUUCAACCUGAGCAGCCAGAUCGCCUCUCUGGACAAACUGCACACCUCGAUGCUGGAGCUGCUCGAGGACGUGGAGGGUCUGCAGACCAAGAUGGACAAGAGCAUCCCCGAGCUGCGACACGAGAUCUCCAAGCUAGAAUUCGCCAACGCCCAGAUCACGUCCGAGCAGAGUCUGAUCCGAGAGGAGGGCACCAAUGCGGCCCGAUCCCUGCAAGCCAUGGCCGUGAGUGUGAGUGUCCUGCAGGAGGAGCGCGAGGGGAUGAAGAAGCUAUCCGUCAACGUGGAUCAGCUGAGGACCAAUGUGGACCGACUGCAGUCACUGGUCGACAAUGAACUGAAGAACAAACUCUCCCACCUGAACAAGCCCCACAAGCGACCGCAUCACCAGAAUCUCCAGCUGCAGACGCCUCAGGAGGACUCCUCAUCCCCCAUCAACUCCGUCCUGGCCGAGACCCUGGUAAGCGAGCUGGAGCACGUGGAGGCCCAGUACGAGACCAUCAUCAACAAGCUGCCGCACGACUGCAGCGAGGUGCACACCCAGGCGGAUGGACUGCAUCUGAUUGCGCCAGCGGGCCAGCGACAUCCGCUAAUGACGCACUGCACCGCCGACGGCUGGACGACGGUGCAGCGGCGAUUCGACGGCAGCGCCGACUUCAACCGUUCGUGGGCGGACUACGCCCAUGGAUUCGGAACACCCGGCGGUGAGUUCUGGAUUGGCAACGAGCAACUGCACCACCUGACCCUGGACAACUGCAGCCGGCUGCAGGUGCAGAUGCAGGACAUCUACGACUACGUUUGGGUGGCCGAGUACAAGCACUUCUACAUAUCCUCCCGCGCCGACGGCUAUCGGCUGCAAAUCGCCGAGUACUCCGGGAACGCCAGCGACGCACUGAACUACCAGCAGGGCAUGCAGUUCUCGGCCAUCGACGACGACCGGGACAUCUCGCAGACGCACUGUGCUGCCAGCUAUGAGGGUGGCUGGUGGUUCUCUCAUUGCCAGCACGCCAAUCUCAAUGGGCGCUACAACAUGGGCCUGACUUGGUUCGAUGCCGCUCGCAACGAAUGGAUAGCGGUCAAGUCAAGCCGGAUGCUGGUCAAGCGCCUGCCCGCCGACGAGUGCCAAGCGAGUCCAGUUGUCGCUGCCGCUGACGCUGCCGUUUCCGUUUCCGGAUCGGCUGCUGGUGCUGCGCCGUCUGAGAUGGGCGGUGUCAGUGCCAGUGCCACAGGAGCAACAACAGCAUCGGCAGCGUCGGCGGCGGCAACGACGUCGAGACCCCCCAGCAACAACAGUGUGGUGCAGUUCGUGGCCGCCGGGCAGGCGUAAGUGAGCCGAUGAAAACCGCUACAGUGAACCACCACAGCCAUGCCUACUAUAGUUGGGAGUCCACUGUUUGUCUGUGGGAGGCGGAUCUAAAAGAUCGGGGCUGGAUUAGUGUAAAGUAAGCAGCCAGUGGCCCCUCACACCCUUGUAAAUACACCCCAGCAGAUCAGACCUAAGUUGUAGAAUUAGCCCUUCGAACGGAGCUUACUCUGGCCCCAGAGCCUAGCCGUAUGCGUAAACUAGUUGGCCACCCCCGGGCCCUUUAGCCCGUAUAAAUAUUCGAUUCUUUGGUCUUUCAAGAAGAUCUCAUAGAGGCUUAAGUUCCGCGGCGGCUCAAACUAAAGCGAGAGCGACAGAGACAGAGGCAGAGAGCAUAUCACUUAGGGAGUGCCGAGUUAGUGUCUAGAUAUAAUCGUCCCAUAAAAAAAACUUAAACUAAAACUAAUCUAGAUGUAACGUGUAAGAGGCCCAUUCUCGCAUGGGCUCAUGUCAGACAAAUAAUAAAUAUACAGACGGACGCGCGGGGAGGAGGGGAGAUCUUUCUAGCCUAAGUCACCAUAUCAGUCAUAUGAAGUACAGAUCUACUAGAUAUAGCGUUGGCAAAUGUACUUGUAAUUGUUGUACCAUAUAAUAGUCUCUACGCAUUCGUUUUCCCGCUUACUAAGUGUCUGCUUCAGUCCAAACCAACCUACACAGUUGCCCCAACCGAUGGAGUCGCAUGCCAAAGAGAUCAAGUCAGAAAUAGAAACAAAUAAUAUGCAAGUUUUUACGAACAAGAGGAACUGAAAACUAUUUUCUGCAGUUUUGCAUAUACCAAAAAUAAAGAAUAUACAAGAGUAGUGAGCGAGGGCAAGAAACCACAAGAGCUAAAGAAAUGCAUUUAGCCAGUAAGUUAUGAACCACAUUAUGUAUACAUUAAUUUUAUGUCCUGUAAGUUAAGCCACCAAUAAGGAAAGCCACAAAGCGUGGCCCCUAGACAGGCGUAUUUUACAAUAAAUGGAUUGAUGUGAAAA
This is a messenger RNA of Drosophila biarmipes, 3765 nucleotides long. It is a transcript of the gene sca, whose product is annotated as protein scabrous. The coding region runs from base 329 to 2755 and encodes 808 amino acids. The record is from RefSeq and is a predicted model, not a curated record. The transcript is spliced from 4 exons. NCBI's taxonomy places the organism in Eukaryota, Metazoa, Arthropoda, Insecta, Diptera, Drosophilidae.